Salarias fasciatus (jewelled blenny) is the source of this 3250-nucleotide messenger RNA. It is a transcript of the gene gria1a, whose product is annotated as glutamate receptor, ionotropic, AMPA 1a. Gene Ontology annotation, molecular function: ligand-gated monoatomic ion channel activity. NCBI's taxonomy places the organism in Eukaryota, Metazoa, Chordata, Actinopteri, Blenniiformes, Blenniidae. The transcript is spliced from 16 exons. Gene Ontology annotation, cellular component: membrane. The record is from RefSeq and is a predicted model, not a curated record. The coding region runs from base 273 to 3035 and encodes 920 amino acids.
UUUUUUGCAGUGCGCCCAUUGCUGAAGUCAUUCUCCGUCUCAUACAGCCGCAACCAAGGACAAGGAGAGAGCAUCAGCAGAGAGAGGGGAGAGAAGAGAGAGAAAGGUGCCUCCUCUCGCCAUAAUUGUCUCGCCGCUGAGUCGAUGUCGGUGCCGGAGCUGCUCUAACCGGAGGCGAUCCGAGCGGAGGGGAAUCGGAUUUUAACUUCACACACGGACAAACCUAUGUGUGGAUUUCGGCUCUUUUUCCCUUCGCCAAUGCAAAAGGAAAUAUGCAGCGAAGCUUCACCAUCCUCUACACCAGUUUACUGGGGAUGUGCUUGGGUUCGAGCUCAAGUUUUCCAAGUAACAUCAAUAUAGGAGGAUUGUUCCCGACCGAAUCGCACGAGUAUGAGGUUUUUCGGUUCGCCCUCUCGCACCACCAGGACAUCCCCAAACUGGUGCCGCAGGUGGAUAUGGUCAAAAUGGGGAAUAGCUUCUCCAUGACAUACGCCUUUUGCUCUCAGUUCUCUAAAGGAGUGUACGCCAUCAUCGGCCUGUACGACAGGAAGACCGUCAACAUGCUCAUGUCCUUCUGUGGCGCGCUGCACGUGUGCUUCGUCACGCCGUCCUUCCCCAUCGAGACCGCCAACCAGUUCGUCAUCCAGCUGAGGCCGGAGCUGCAGGACGCUCUGGUGGGAGUCAUCGAGCACUACAGUUGGAAGAAGUUCGUCUACAUGUACAGUUCUGACUCAGGUCUGUCGGUGCUGCAGAAGGUUCUGGACACAGCAGCGGAGAAGGACUGGCAGGUGACCUCAGUCAACGUGGAGACCAUGACUGAGGCCUCCUUCCUGAAGGUGUUCCAGGAUCUGGACAAGAAGAAGGAGGGCCAGAUUAUCAUCGACUGUGAGACUGAGAGGCUGACUGGAAUACUCAAAAAGAUCGUUGAACAAGGAAAGAAUGCAAAGAGCUACCACUACAUCCUGGCUAACCUGGGUUUCCUGGACAUCGACCUGACAGACCUGAGGAAGGGCGGCGCGAACAUCACCGGCUUCCAGCUCGUUAACAACUCGGAGCCGAGCGUGAGCCGCGUCGUCCAGCAGUGGAUCGAGUUUGACAACAAAGACUCCAAAGUGCCCCGGAGCGGACUCAAGUACACGGGCGCGCUGACUUACGACGGGGUGAAAGUCAUGUCCACGGCCUUCCAGAAUUUAAGGAGACAGAGGAUAGACAUCUCUCGCAGGGGCAACGCCGGAGAGUGUCUGGCCAACCCACCAGCUCCCUGGGGACAGGGCAUCGACAUCCAGAGAGCCUUGCAGCAGGUCCGUAUAGAUGGAUUGACUGGUCACAUUCAGUUCAACGAGAAGGGCCGCAGGACUAACUACACUGUCAGUAUCAUGGAGCUGGCGCCCUCUGGACCCAAGAAGGUUGGUUACUGGAACGAGGAUGAGAAAUACGUGGCCACGGCCAGUUUAAUGAGAGGGAACAACGACACCUACGGACUGCAGAACAGGACCUACAUCGUCACCACCAUCUUGGAAUCUCCGUACGUGAUGCUGAAGAAGAACCACGAGCAGCUCGUGGGGAACGACAAGUACGAGGGCUACAUCGUGGAGCUGGCUGCCGAGAUCGCCAAGCACGUCAGCUACCAGUACAAGCUGAAGAUCGUUUCAGACGGCAAGUACGGCGCCCGGGAUCAGGAGACCAAGAUGUGGAACGGCAUGGUCGGAGAGCUGGUGUACGGGAAAGCCGACCUGGCCGUGGCGCCGCUCACCAUCACCCUGGUUCGAGAGGAAGUCAUCGACUUCUCCAAGCCGUUCAUGUCCCUGGGCAUCUCCAUCAUGAUCAAGAAACCCACCAAAUCCAAACCCGGAGUGUUUUCCUUCCUGGACCCGCUGGCUUACGAGAUCUGGAUGUGCAUUGUUUUCGCCUACAUCGGCGUCAGCGUGGUCCUGUUCCUGGUCAGCCGCUUCAGCCCGUACGAGUGGCACGCCGAGGACUACGAGGAGGGGGCCGAGCCGCAGAGUCCCACCCAGGCGGCCGCCACCAACGGGGUGCAGCAGGGCCAGACGCCGGCGCAGCAGAACACCGCCCAGCCCAGCCCGGAGCAGACCAACGAGUUCGGCAUCUUUAAUUCUCUUUGGUUCUCUCUGGGCGCCUUCAUGCAGCAGGGCUGUGAUAUCUCACCACGCUCCCUGUCGGGCCGCAUUGUCGGAGGCGUGUGGUGGUUCUUCACUCUCAUCAUCAUCUCGUCCUAUACUGCCAACCUGGCCGCCUUCCUGACUGUGGAGAGGAUGGUGUCCCCUAUAGAGAGCGCCGAGGAUUUGGCCAAGCAGACGGAGAUCGCCUAUGGAACGCUGGACGCCGGCUCCACCAAAGAGUUCUUCAAGAGGUCGAAGAUCGCCGUGUUUGAGAAGAUGUGGUCCUACAUGAAGUCUGCGGACCCGUCCGUGUUCGUCCGGACGACGGACGAGGGCGUAAUGAGAGUCAGGAAGUCCAAGGGCAAGUAUGCCUACCUGCUGGAGUCCACGAUGAACGAGUACAUCGAACAGAGGAAGCCCUGUGACACUAUGAAGGUGGGGGGGAACCUGGACUCUAAAGGUUAUGGAAUUGCCACACCGAAGGGCUCCCACCUCAGAAUCCCAGUAAACCUAGCGGUGUUGAAACUCAAUGAGCAAGCCGUCUUAGACAAACUGAAAAACAAAUGGUGGUACGAUAAAGGGGAGUGUGGCAGCAAGGACUCCGGAAGAAAGGAUAAGACCAGCGCUCUGAGCCUCAGCAACGUGGCGGGCGUCUUCUACAUCCUGAUCGGCGGCCUGGGCCUGGCCAUGCUGGUGGCGCUGGUGGAGUUCUGCUACAAGUCCAGGACCGAGUCGCGCCGAAUGAAGCAAUCCAUCAACGACGCCAUGCGCUGCUCCACCCUGACCCGGAUGAGCGGCAACGGGAGCGGCGGAGAGAACGGACGAAUCCUCACCCACGACUUCCCCAAGACCGUUCAGACGCUGCCCUGCAUGAGCCACACCGCCAGUAUGGGACUGGGUGCCUCAGGCAUGUGACCGUCACGCUGAACCGUGCUGGCGGCGAGGGACAGGCAGGGUGGGGCAGAAGAAGAAGAGCACAGGACUCUGUUCACCUCCAAAACCAUGGCCGUCCGGUUUGACCCAUCGACUCUCCUGGCUGUCGACGAAAUAAAGACUUAACUUUACUGCCAAAAUGCACUCUCAAACCGCUCCUUAUGGACUACGAACAGAAACGUGCGACACUUUUUUUU